Messenger RNA from Phyllotreta striolata, 1682 nucleotides. NCBI's taxonomy places the organism in Eukaryota, Metazoa, Arthropoda, Insecta, Coleoptera, Chrysomelidae. The record is from the annotation of a GenBank genome assembly.
UAAAAAGAAGAACUAUUUAACCUAAUUUUGAACGAAUUUUGUUAUUUUGUUGCAAAAGAAGUAAACAAUGACUGAAAAACAAAAACUAUUGAUUUGCGGAGACGUCGAAGGCAAAUUCCAACAACUUUUCAAAAGGGUCGAAAGCAUUAACAAUAAGUCAGGCCCGUUUGAUUGUCUUCUAUGCGUAGGCAACUUUUUCGGCAUAAACAACAGAGAAUUCAUCGAAUAUAAACUUGGAGAUAAAAAAGUACCGAUACCCACGUAUAUCUUAGGACCGAAUAACGAAAGCAACGUGAAUGAGUACCCUACCGAUGAAGCGAACUUUGAAAUUUGCCCGAACGUUUAUUACUUAGGUAAACGGGGAAUUUACACAGACACUAAAGGCUUGAAAAUCGCCUAUAUAAGCGGCAUAUCCGGCAACAAUUCAACAGACCCUUGGACAUACACGGAAAAAGACGUAAAAGAACUCUGCGAUGCAUCUGUAAUAGGCAAAUCCUCUUCCCGAGGCAUCGAUAUUCUACUAACAUCCCAAUGGCCUUCAAACAUCAUCGUUGAAGGUUCAAAAGUUUCCCCGACAGUAAACAUGCCUAGUGAAUUACCUUGCUACUUAUGCAUGAAAUUGAAACCUCGAUACAUAAUAAGCGGGUUAGAGGGAAUCUACUACGAACGACCGCCUUUCCGUUGCCCGAAUCUGGGAGAUCACGACAACACCGUGGAUUUAGCUACUAGAUUUAUAGGACUAGCACGAGUCGGGAAUCCCAACAAAGACAAAUGGAUAUACGCAUUGAGUUUGACUCCUUUGGAAAAGAUGAAGUUCAAGGAUUUACUACAAAAAACCAUCGAUGAAACUCCUUGUCCUUUCGAUAUCAACGAAUUGGAAAGAAAGAUUUUCAAGACUUCUAAGAAAGCAUUCAAAUCUAACCAGUACUUUUACGACAUGAACGCUCCCAACGAGGAUGAAAAAAGGAAGAGGAAAGCGAAGAAACCUCGAGUAGAAUUUGACCAGAGUAAAUGCUGGUUUUGCCUUGCUAGUCCUUCGGUUGAGAAGCACCUAAUAAUAGCAGUAGGAAAUCAUUCUUACUUAGCCCUAGCUAAAGGCGGAUUAGUUGAUGAACACUUUCUUAUUUGCCCUAUAAACCACCAUCAAAGCAUCCUCGAAUUGGAUAAAGACAUAUCAAACGAAAUAAACGAAUUUAAGAAGAGCUUGAAGAAAUUCUUCGAUCGCACUGAUCAAGUGCCAGUGUUCUUCGAGAGGAACUACAAAACUUCUCAUAUGCAAUUACAGGCCGUACCUUUACCUAGAAGAGCCACUACUGAAUUGCAAGAUAUUUUUAUAGACGAAUCUGAAGCACAGGGAUUCAAAUUGGAUUUGCUGGAAUCGCACAAUCGACUCGAUCAAGUUUUACAAACUAAAAUCCCUUACUUUAUGGUGGAACUUCCGAACGGCGCCAUUUUGUACACGAAAUUACAAGGAUCAGUUGAUUUUCCGCUGAAUUUCGCCAGAGAAGUCCUGGCCUCGGGGCCCGUGCUCAACAUGAAAGAAAGGGAAGAUUGGAAAAGUUGCCUGUUGAAUAAGGAGAGUGAAAUGGAAUUAGUCGAGAGGAUACGUACCGAUUACGAGCCGUUCGAUUUUACUAAUUUGGAUUGAAUUCACAUUUCAUUUGUAUUUAAGAAAGUAAGAA